Messenger RNA from Psilocybe cubensis, 426 nucleotides. RefSeq lists its product as uncharacterized. Gene Ontology annotation, molecular function: fatty acyl-CoA hydrolase activity. Bases 1 to 426 code for a protein of 141 amino acids. The transcript is spliced from 6 exons. Lineage: Eukaryota; Fungi; Basidiomycota; Agaricomycetes; Agaricales; Agrocybaceae. The record is from RefSeq and is a predicted model, not a curated record.
AUGGCGGCGUGCUUGAGAUUUACGCGGAGGCUGCAGAUUCAUAGGGCGGUGCCUGGUGAAGUCGAGGUGUCGUUGAAAGUUGAGCAGUACAAUCUGCACGGCGGGCUGGUGCUGUCACUCACCGACACGCUUGGCUCGCUGGCUGUCGCGAGUAAGGGGCACUAUAUGACGGGCGUCUCGACGGACAUUGGCACGUCCUUCGUGCGGCCCGCCGGGAGAGUCGGGGAUGUGCUGCAUGCUAAAGCGGUGUUGACUGGUAUCGGCAAGCAGCUUGCGUAUACGCGCGUGGACUUUACGAAUCCUGCGGGCGAGCUGGUGGCUUAUGGGUACCAUACGAAAUACGUUGGCAAAUCGUCUUCGCAUGAAGCGAACGUCAAGUUCAGCGAAGACGGGGAGAGCGUGAUUGAAGGCGUAGACAAGGAGUAG